Molecule: messenger RNA, 1820 nt
Organism: Dipodomys ordii (Ord's kangaroo rat)
Lineage: Eukaryota; Metazoa; Chordata; Mammalia; Rodentia; Heteromyidae
Gene: Rpia
Product: ribose 5-phosphate isomerase A
Exons: 9
Coding region: 29-1027 (332 amino acids)
Biological process (GO): D-ribose metabolic process; pentose-phosphate shunt, non-oxidative branch
Cellular component (GO): intracellular membrane-bounded organelle
Molecular function (GO): ribose-5-phosphate isomerase activity
Source: RefSeq, a predicted model, not a curated record
UCAGCUGGGGCUGGAGCGAGGCGUCGGGAUGCAGCGCCCCGGGCCCUUCAGCACCCUCUACGGGCGGGUCCUGGCCCCGCUGCCCGGGCGGGCCGGGGGCGCGGCCUCUGGAGGAGGCGGGAACAGCUGGGCCCUCCCGGGCUCCCUCGUGCAGCUGCCGGGGCGUGAACAGUCCGGGACCCGAAGUGGUACGGGCGCCUUAAGCACCAGCGGCCCGGACUCCAACAGGGUCGGCCCGGCCCAAUCCACGAUGUCCAAGGCCGAGGAGGCGAAGAAGCUGGCGGGUCGCGCGGCCGUGGAAAACCACGUGAGGAAUAACCAAGUGCUGGGAAUUGGAAGUGGUUCCACAAUUGUUCAUGCUGUGCAGCGAAUAGCUGAAAGAGUGAAGCAAGAGAAUCUGAAUCUCGUCUGCAUCCCCACUUCCUUCCAGGCCCGGCAGCUCAUCCUACAAUAUGGCUUAACCCUCAGUGACCUGGAUCGACACCCAGAGGUAUCAGGUUUUAGGACUGUUCUUCCUAUAUUAAGUUCUUUAGCAUCCAGCAGUCUGAUGGUGGGACUCAGCAGAUUUGAGUUUCCUGUAUGUGACCUUACACCUCCUAUGUUCACUUCUUUUCUCAGAGGCUGCUUGACUCAGGAGAAGAUUGUGGCUGGCUAUGCCAGUCGGUUCAUUGUGAUUGCUGAUUUCAGGAAAGAUUCAGUGAAUCUUGGGGAUCAGUGGCACAAGGGAAUCCCUAUUGAGGUCAUCCCAAUGGCCUAUGUCCCAGUGAGCCGAGCUGUGACCCGGAAGUUUGGGGGUGAAGUUGAACUUCGAAUGGCUGUCAACAAGGCAGGUCCUGUGGUGACAGAUAACGGAAACUUUAUCCUGGACUGGAAGUUUGACCGGGUGCACAAAUGGAGUGAAGUGAAUACAGCUAUUAAAAUGAUCCCAGGUGUGGUAGACACGGGUCUGUUCAUCAACAUGGCUGAGAGAGUGUACUUUGGGAUGCAGGAUGGCUCGGUGAACAUGAGGGAAAAGCCUUUCUCUUGACCCUCUAAGGAGCCGUGUGCUCACCUUCAGUCUCUCCAGCCACAGCCAAGGUGGAUGUGUCUCUCCUGGAGCCUUUGCCUUAAUGUAUCCUGCCAGGGCGGACAGUUGUGGGAAGUGGGGAGAAGUUAAAUCAGUCUUCUGAAGUAUUGUUAUUAUGUGUCUUUUUAAAAAGAAAUUUAAACAUAUAUAUUUUUACUAUUAAAAUAUUCAGUUUUUUUAUACAGUAGAACUUGAUUUCAUGUUUUAUAUGAAACAUUUACCAAAAAAUAAAAACGAGCAAGAGAGUACAGGACUGUAUUAGAUAUCUUCAACUCUAGCCUGUUGAUUAAGCUUCUGAAUUAUUGGGUUUACUGAGAAAAAUUACUGUCUUUGAAGUUGGUGAAAUGAAGGGCAACUGGCAGUGACUUCCUGAUGCCUUACUAGACACAUUGUUUACUUUCCUGCCACUUUGUUUGGUUUUUAGGUAGCUUUCAUUGUGAUCACGCACAAUAUCUACUCACAUUUUAAGGUCAGAUUGACAAAAGACUGGGGUGGAGCAGUGUGGUAUAGUGAUGUGGAAUGAGGGACUUCUGCUGUGACCCUGGGGCUUGUUCAGAUCCCUGCUAUUGGAAGCAGUUGGCCAGAAAUACUUGCCAAUACUGCCAAAGCACUGCAGUAAAAUGUGAAAUACUUUUUUAAAAAAAUGAUAUUCUUUCUGUUAAUAUUUUUACUGUUCUUUUAACAUUGCAUGAUUUGGCGUCAGACGUCAUAACUUCAUGUGGUUUGAAAGUUGAAAUAAAGAAGUGUUGUGCCA